UGCUCAAUCUAUGUGGGAAUACUUACGGAAAGUAUAUAAUCAGGACAAUACUGCCCGGCGUUUUCAAUUAGAAUAUGAGAUUGCCAGUUACACUCAGGGCGAUCUCUCUAUUCAAGAUUAUUUUUCUGGUUUUAAUACUCUGUGGGGAGAGUUUACUGACAUGAUUUAUGCCAAGGUUCCGGAAGCUUCUCUCUCUGUUGUGCAGGCCGUUCAUGAACAAAGUAAGCGUGAUCAGUUUUUAAUGAAGUUACGACCUGAAUUUGAGGUCACUCGCUCCAAUUUGAUGAACCGUGAUCCUGUGCCCUCUUUGGAUGUUUGUUUUGGGGAGUUACUUCGUGAGGAGCAGCGUCUUGCCACCCAGGCCACUUAUCAGCAUGACAAAAUGAUACCCAAUGCUGUGGCUUACGCUGCUCACGGGAAAGGCAAGGGACGGGACAUGCGGAACGUUCAAUGCUUCAGCUGCAAGGAAUACGGACAUAUUGCUGCCCACUGUGCCAGAAAAUCUUGCAACUACUGUAAGAAGCCGGGCCAUAUUAUUAAAGAUUGUCCUACUCGUCCCCAGAAUCGUCAGGCUAAUGCUUAUCAGGCUACUGUGGAUUCCUCUUCUUCUGCUACUACAGGAGAUUCUUCUACUCUUACUACAGAGAUGGUUCAGCAAAUGAUUAUUUCAGCAUUUUCAGCCUUAGGGCUGCAAGGAUCAGGUGUCGGGCCAGAUACUCGCGAAGGGGCCUAAAGUUGGACGUUUAUUUCCUCUACAUUUUUCUCUUCCUACUGUUAUUUCGUUUGCUUGUCACACUGUGAACAAUAAGUAUGAAGUAUGGCACAAACGGUUGGGUCAUCCUAAUUCCGUUGUUUUAUCUCAUGUAAUA
Molecule: messenger RNA, 869 nt
Organism: Carya illinoinensis
Lineage: Eukaryota; Viridiplantae; Streptophyta; Magnoliopsida; Fagales; Juglandaceae
Exons: 3
Coding region: 11-733 (240 amino acids)
Molecular function (GO): zinc ion binding; nucleic acid binding
Source: RefSeq, a predicted model, not a curated record